Molecule: messenger RNA, 1273 nt
Organism: Triticum aestivum (bread wheat)
Lineage: Eukaryota; Viridiplantae; Streptophyta; Magnoliopsida; Poales; Poaceae
Product: R3H domain-containing protein 4
Exons: 7
Coding region: 227-982 (251 amino acids)
Molecular function (GO): nucleic acid binding
Source: RefSeq, a predicted model, not a curated record
GCGCGCGUAACGUUUCUCGCCCAACCCCGUCUCCCUUCCCCGGAAGACGAAUCACGAGCACACGAUUCCCCCAAUUCUAACCCUAGAAACAGAGCGCAGGAGGGCCAGCCGCAACCGGGACAAAAGCGGAAACCACCCAACCCAAGCCUCGAUUCCUCCUCCAUCGCCGCGGCAGAAGCUCGAGGUCCAGAAGGGAGCGCGAGAAGCUCGCGUGAAGGACUCAACCAUGGCGAGCGCGGAUCUGCUGCGGAGGGAGGAGGAGUUCUACGAGUCCCUGUUCGAUUCCGCCAAAGGCGAUGCCGCUGCCGCCAAGACGCGUGGGCAGAUGAUCGAGAGGAAGAUUGAAGCCCUGGAGGACAUGGCAACCAAGGUUAGUAACCGGAGGUCUCGCAGAUGGUUGAAUGAUCGCUUGCUGAUUGAGCUCGUCCCUCGUCUUCAUGUUGAAGAAAUCAAAGGCCUCUUUGCCCCUCCGCCAUUUGGUGAGGAAGCACCACUGUCAGCAUUUUGCAGGACAAGUGUUGGUGAGUGGGAUGCCUUCAGGAGCAUUGACAUGGACGUUGAGGAAAGAUUUAUGCAACGGAUGAAACAAUCAUCAACUAAGCAGAAGAAUCUUGUGAAUGAAGAUGAGUCAAUUGUGCUGAAUGCUUGGCGUCGUAUAGAUUGCCAAACAAGAGAAGCUAUGAAGAGAAACUUCCUACCUGAACUGCUUGAAAUAUAUGAGGAACGGAUCAGGGCCUUCAUUGAAGACACCACUGAUAAAGAUGUGCUUGUGUUGAAUGUCCAGGACCCAUUUCAGAGGUUGCUAUUACAUGGUGUGUGCGAGUUCUACAACGUAACGUCUACAACCACGGGUACUUUGCAAGAUGGAAAGCCGUGGAAGACAACAACAAUCAAGAAGCGUUCAGGGACGGGUGUUGCCCCCAUGAUCACAUUGGUUAGUUUCCUGAGAACAAAGAAGAAUGGGCCUCACGUUGCCUCGUGAGGACUGGAAGCCCCAUAUUCCUCGGCCAAUACAAAGGAGUGUUGGCCAUGAGGCCAUGAUCAUGCUCCUGGGAGAAGCCAAAGUUGUUUCUUUAGGUUUUGCUUAGGAUGUACACAGAUGUAAAUUAAUUACCAAUUUACCAUGCUUCGUCUAAAGAGAUGACAAGGCAUGCAAGUGAUGAGUCACUUCGCAGCCAAGCAAGUACUGUACCUGUUUCGCGUUAAACCUUACCUUACCGCCAGAUUACUGGUGGUGGUGGCAAACAAUGGUUUUCAACUGACUUUUGAUUUA